This is a messenger RNA of Fonsecaea erecta, 1842 nucleotides long. RefSeq lists its product as hypothetical. The transcript is spliced from 4 exons. The record is from RefSeq and is a predicted model, not a curated record. Bases 1 to 1842 code for a protein of 613 amino acids. Gene Ontology annotation, biological process: transmembrane transport. Gene Ontology annotation, molecular function: transmembrane transporter activity. NCBI's taxonomy places the organism in Eukaryota, Fungi, Ascomycota, Eurotiomycetes, Chaetothyriales, Herpotrichiellaceae.
AUGUCCGCCACAAGCAACAGUCCUACGGCCACGGGUCCUUCUCCUUCUUCCUCGUCCCACAACCCCGAGUCUGAAGCCAAAGAGACACCUUCUCCCACCAAUACAACACAGUCCAACAUGAUACAUCCCGAGCAGGAUGCUGAACAGCAUGCAUCCCUCAUCAAGGAGGCUCCUCAUCCAAAAUGGAAGCCAUCGGCCACAGAGGCACUGGUUAUGGUGACCCUGGCCAUCAUCUCUUUGAUGGUCAGCCUCGACGCCACCGUCAUUGUCACUGCCUUGUCGACAAUCGUCCAGGCUUUAGAUGCGACGUCCACCCAAGGGUUUUGGAUAGGCACCUCCUACCUCCUUGUCGUCGCGGUGACCAUGCCAUUCACUGCCUCAAUCAGUGACAUUGUUGGACGUCCUCAGACCCUCUUCACAGUCUUGUUGAGCUUCACCGUCGGCACCAUCCUUUGUGCCACCGCUCACAGUAUCGGUAUCAUGCUCGUGGGCCGUUGCCUGCAGGGCAUCGGUGGUGGUGGCGUCAUUAUUCUUUCCCUCGUUAUCUUUUCCGACAUUGUCCCUCUACGAUUCCGGCCACAAUACGUCGGUGUCCUUCAAGGCGCAUGGGCCUUAGGCAGCGUCAUUGGACCGAUCAUCGGCGGCGCCUUCGCGAGCCCAACUCGCUGGCGCUGGGUCUUCUAUCUGAUGUUGCCCUUUUGUGGCGUGGGGUUGGUCUUCGUGCCGCUCUUCGUGCGGCUUAGGCGUCCCGAGGCCACCCUGAAGGAGAUGCUGGGCCGUGUCGACUGGAUCGGCGGGGUCCUCUUCAUCUCAUCGGCGACCAGCUUCCUGAUCGCCAUCUCGUGGGGCGGCACAAUCUAUGCCUGGAACCACUGGAGAACCUUGGUACCCUUGCUGAUCGGCCUGGCCGGCCUCGUGGCUACCAUGAUCUGGGAACGAUUUGGCGCCAAAGAGACGGCAUUCCUGAGGCAUUCGCUCUUCCACGUGUGGUCGGCUCACGCCAUCUACUUUGGCGCUUUCGCUCAAGGCCUAAUUCUUUACGCCCAGCUCUACUACAUCCCCUUCUUCUUCGAGUCUGCCAAACUGUACUCUCCGAUCCGCACCGGCGUCUCCCUCCUGCCCGUGUUGCUGACGCUGGUGCCCGCCUCCAUCAUCGUCGGCGCCGCGAUCACGCGGACCGGCAAAUUCCGCUGGGCCAUCACCACGGGCUGGGUCCUGACCACCGUGGGGACGGGCCUGAGCAUCUCAUGGGUCCGGGGCACCCAGACGGCCGUGUGGGCGGUAGAGAUGAUCGUCCUAGGCUUCGGGCACGGACUCAAUCUCAACGCGCUGAACACGGCCUCGCAGGCGGCGUGCAAGCCCGGCGACGAGGGACGCGCGGUCGGCAUGUACGCAUUCUUGCGCAGCUUCGGCAUGGCCAUCGGCGUGGGCGUGGGCGGGUCGGUAUUCCAGAACGUGAUGAAGUCGAAGCUCGCGGCGCUGGGCCUGCCCACGGACAUCGCGCUGCGCGCCGAGGCGUACCUGGAGGUGCUCAAGCGGAUGCCGGCCGACUCGCCGCAGCGCGCGGCCGCGGUCGACGCCUACAUCGCCGGGUUCCACGGCGUCUUCGGCUUCCUGACGGGGCUGGCGGGGCUGGCUCUCGUCGUCGGCCUCUUCGUCCAACACUUCGAGAUCAACAAGGAGCUCAUCACAGAGCACAAGCUCGUCAGCGAGUCGCGCAUCAGCUGGCGCCGCGGGAGCCACAGCCAGGCGGGCACCCGCAGUGGCCUCUCGACCGCCGACCACUCGCGUCUGCCGAGUCCUGAGCGCGGCAGCCAGAUGGCCGUUGCCGAGCAGGUCUAA